CGCACGGUAUUCCGACAACAAUCGUUCCGAUCUAGUCCGGGGAAUACGUACGUAAUCUGAAUAAGAACUGCGAUCGUUUCGCCGAAUUGCGGCGGCUGUACAUGUUGUGUGGUGAAAACUGCGGUAAAAUAAAAAGGGCGAAGUUAUUGUAACCUGAUCGGGAGUAAACCAUGUUUGGGUUCCAAAACUGAGAAGAAAAGCAACGCCUGAGAGGGAAGGCCCGAGCAUGGCUCAACAUUUCGCCGAUGGAGACUCACGUUCGGUUUAUUUUAUUUCAUUUUACAUAUAGCACCUUACAGCAAUCCAAAAACUAUCAACACAGACCGUGGAAAUAAAGCCACAACUGUUUCCCAGGAUGUCAGUAAAUUUGGAAAAUACUGAAAGUGUUAAAGGAGAACUUCACACAGAUGCAAAGAAAAAUGAAAAUUCUGAAAAGCCGAGCCUUCAGUCAAGUGAAGUUGACAAACAAGAAGUCUCCGAUUUUUUUAAGGAUUUGAAAUUGGCUUCACAGACAGUUCUAGAAACACUCCAACAAAAUGGUCGAUCUAAAUGUCCAAAGUGCCAGAGUUCAAGGAUGUUUUAUUGUUAUUCAUGUUUCCUUCUGGUGGAUGGUGUCAGCUCUGACAAGAUACCUCAGGUUAAGCUCCCUCUGAAGAUUGAUAUUAUCAAACAUCCCAAUGAGACUGAUGGUAAAAGUACUGCUGUACAUGCAAAACUGUUGGCCCAAGAUGAUGUUACUAUUUACACAUACCCAUGCAUGCCAGAAUACAAGGAUGAAAACCAUGAAGUUGUAGUGGUGUUCCCUGGUCCAAAGUCUAUUUCUCUUGCUGAUCUUCCAAAGUACUUAUCUAACAUUGCCGACAAGAAAUCUGUUCAUACAAAAUCUUCCAAAAAUAUCCUCAGUCACAAUGAGUGCAUUACAUGCGAAGGACCAGCAUUUAAACGUGCAAAAUGUGAUCGUAAAGAUCAACACAGUUUGGACAGAGAAAAUCCAAUAACAGAGCAGGAUGCUGGAGAGGUGGAGACAAAUCUGACCCCACUGAAAAGAGUGAUAUUUAUUGACAGCACCUGGAAUCAAACAAACAAAAUAAUUACUGAUGAGCGUUUACAAGAAUUACUUCAUGUUGAGCUAAGAACACAAAAGACACAUUUUUGGCGUAAUCAGAAAGGAAAGCCAGAUACCUAUCUUGCUACAAUUGAGGCCAUUUACUAUUUUCUAGUUGAUUAUCACAGACUACUUUUAAAAGAGAAGUACAAUGGUGAAUAUGACAAUCUACUUUUUUUUUAUUCAUUUAUGUACAGGUUAAUCAACAAGGCUAAACACGCUGCUGGUAAACUGAACUGAACAAUUAUUUGGAAAGUGGUGAUACUUCUGUAGAUGACAUUUCAGAGAAACAGUAUAAAUUCUGUUUUCAGGCAUUUAAUACCAACACUUAGAAUGGCCUGUUUAAAAAUGUUAUUGUUUGAAUCUUAAAUUCUAAAUUCCACAUUUUUACUUUUGUCAGUGCUGGGUGUUUAAAAA
Molecule: messenger RNA, 1522 nt
Organism: Pristis pectinata (smalltooth sawfish)
Lineage: Eukaryota; Metazoa; Chordata; Chondrichthyes; Rhinopristiformes; Pristidae
Gene: dtwd1
Product: DTW domain containing 1
Exons: 5
Coding region: 356-1345 (329 amino acids)
Biological process (GO): tRNA modification
Cellular component (GO): nucleus
Molecular function (GO): tRNA-uridine aminocarboxypropyltransferase activity
Source: RefSeq, a predicted model, not a curated record